This is a messenger RNA of Saccostrea echinata, 1503 nucleotides long. RefSeq lists its product as uncharacterized. Lineage: Eukaryota; Metazoa; Mollusca; Bivalvia; Ostreida; Ostreidae. The record is from RefSeq and is a predicted model, not a curated record. The transcript is spliced from 2 exons. Bases 1 to 1503 code for a protein of 500 amino acids.
AUGUACCAGUAUAUGAUAGCAGACAGAAAUCAACAGGAGAAAAGAAUGACUAGGGCUGUAAUUGAAGCUCCUCAGAGCAAUUUCAAAAAUAAUCAGAGGAAUAAAGAAACUGCUACACAACAGAAAUUCAAGACUAACAACAAGUCGACAAGUUGCUUCUCCACAGAGAAUCAGCUUGAAGAAGAGAUGAAUAAGCUUAGACAACAAAUGUCAGAGAUUCAGAAGUCUUUAGAACAACUGAACCAAAGAAACUCUCAUACUGGAGCUUCUAGAACCAUAUUAUCAAAAUCAGUCUUUGAAACUUUAGCGAGGAAACCUAAAUUACAUAAGACCACUGGAAUUUUGAAUGCUUGUGGCAGAGAUAUAGGAGUAUUUGGCGAAGGAGAAUUUACAUUGAAACUGGGAGAUUUCCUUACUGAUCAGCAUAUUAUAGUUGCAGAAAUAGAUGACGAUUGUCUUUUGGGAGUCGAUGUUCUAUAUGCAGAGCAGAAUAUGCCUGCAGAAAUAUUACUGAGUAGGGGGAUACCUAAACUUCAGAAUAAGGAAAUUCCUCGUUUCCAGACAACUACAGAGAGCAGAUGUCGUAGAGUAACUGCUGCAGAUAAUUAUGAAAUUCCACCGUUCAGUGAAAAGAUCAUACAGGCAUUUAUUGAGAGAUCUGAAGACCCCAAAGAACAAAAGGAGUUAUUAAUUGAACCUUCAGAACUUUUCACUGAACGAUAUGAACUCCUAAUGGCCAAUACUCUGGUUGAUAUAGAAAACAACACAACUGUACCUGUCAGAUUACUUAAUCUUACAAAUGUUGAACAAUACGUUCACCAAGAUGCUGUUAUUGGCAUGGCUGAUGAAUUUUCUUCUUAUGUCCCAUUUACUGAAGGUACUAGUACUACAAGGAAGUUCAACUAUACUCCUUUGAAAGUCAGAGAUGUUGCUGAAAUGGAUUUAAAAGCACAUAGAGAUUUACCUGAACAUAUGAAAGAACUGUAUAAUAAUGCAGUUGACAACAAUAAUUUUGACGACUUAUCCAAAAAGAAAAUUUAUGAUCUACUUUCUGAAUACAGCAAUGCUUUUUCAAAGAAUGAUCUAGAUCUAGGAUAUACUACUGUAACGGAACAUGAAAUAGAUACUGGCGAUGCCAAGCCCAUAAAAUUACCGCCUAGAAGAGUCCCUCUUGCUUAUGCUGACACAGAAUUACAGUUAAUAAAAGAUAUGGAAAAACAGGGUAUUAUCCGGAAAUCUAAUUCCCCAUGGGCAUCUCCCUUGAAUUUAGUUAUGAAGAAAAAUGGAAAGGUUAGACCAUGUAUUGACUACCGGAAGGUGAAUGAUGUUACCAAAAAUGAUGCUUUCCCAUUGCCAAGAAUCCAGGAUUGUCUAGAUGCUAUAUCCGGAGCUUCCAUUUUCUCGACUUUCGAUUUAACGUCCGGGUAUCACCAAGUACCUGUAAAGUAUCAGAUAUUCCGAAAACGGCAUUUGUCACAAAAUAUGGCCUUUGGGAAUUUUUAA